Messenger RNA from Lobosporangium transversale, 360 nucleotides. RefSeq lists its product as hypothetical. The transcript has 2 exons. The record is from RefSeq and is a predicted model, not a curated record. NCBI's taxonomy places the organism in Eukaryota, Fungi, Mortierellomycota, Mortierellomycetes, Mortierellales, Mortierellaceae. Bases 1 to 360 code for a protein of 119 amino acids.
AUGCAUGAUGCGGUUGUGCUUGCCAACUGUAUCUAUAACAUGGAAGAUAACAGCUCUAAAAGCAUUACAACCGCCUUUCAGGAAUAUUAUCGUCAGCGUUACUCUCGCGCACUAGAUGCAUUCCAGAGAAGCUCUACAUGGUCCAAAAUCUCCUAUGGCCAGACAUGGAAGGAGCGGUUGUUACGCCAGGUGAUGAUGAACUACGUCCCAUACUGGGUAUAUAAAUGGAUGGAUGCAAAAGUGUUUGCAUACUGUCCUCAAAUUGCAUGGCUUCCACUUACCCCUGCUCGCGGCUCUGUGGUCAUGCUCCCCCAGGAAUGCAAGCGAAAAGAUGAUAAUGAAAAUGCCGUAGUCGUGUAA